UAUAUUACACGUGUUUCGUGGACCUGAAGCAGCCCGUCUGCUCGCAUUGUGUUUACAUACCGCGCGCGUUUGUCGGCUCGUGUUUUUUGACAGUUCCGGGUGACGCAGUUGACAAGAUCUUGACAGUUGGAGGAAGAAACGUCAGUGACCACACAGUGGCUGCCGGUGACGCGGAUGUGGCUGUUGCCAUGAGUGCAAAUGGUCUUAAACUCUCUGCCGGAAGUAGCUAGGUGAGAAUUUUGACAAGUUGGAGGUCACUACACAAUUCCUCCAGACGAAUACUUGGAUGGUUCUCAGCAGCCUUUGUUUCUAGAAGCUUCCCUUCCCAGAUGUGUCGGCCUGUGCUGGGUAGUCAUAAUAGUUUAUUUGAGGGACAAAGCGCUUUAAAACAAAGCAAGUUGUUGAAGUUAGUGUUAUUAAAAAGUGUCCAAGUGUCCAUGUCUUCAAAACUGUUCAGCAGCACGGACUCAUAUCAUGAGGUUUCAUCGAUUAAUUAAAGAGGCGGUUGCUAAGAGAUGACAAUCUGUGACAUUGGUGAGCGUCUCUGAUGUAGAGCAGCCCGAAGCUCGACUUCUCCCGGUCCUCUUCUCUCCUCACCUCUGUCUGUUGUCGGCUCAUGUGAAGCACGCGGGAAAACGCUCUCUAAGGAACAGACUCACAACACGCCAUGGCAGCUUUUACUGCUCCUUGUGCCGCCGCCACGACGACUGCCAUGGUGGCCCGAUCAGCAUGGCGAAGGAAAGGAGGAGGCGGCGGCGGCGGCGACGGAGCGGGCAAAUCUGAAAGCGGGGACGUGGGACAGAACACUAUCGGGGAGAAAACCCAGGAGUUUUUCCAGAUGUGCGACAUCGAGAACAAGGGCUUCAUCACCCAACGUGACAUGCAGAGGCUGACUGCCGAGCUGCCGCUCAGCGCGGAGGAGUUGGAGAACGUGUUUGUUACCCUCGAUUCAGACGGCAACGGGUACCUAACCCUGAACGAGUUCUCCUCCGGCUUCAGUGAGUUCUUAUUCGGCCGGAGGAUUUCCUUCGCCGAAGGCAUGGAGGAGAAGAAAAGCCCAGCAGAGGUCCUCUACCAGAGCCAAUGGGACGAGAGCAUGGCACCAGGAGGUGAGGACGAAGAGGAGAAGCACUUCAGCAUGCUCAUGGAGAGCCUCGGAGCCAACAGCGUCUUUGAAGAUCGCGCUGAAGUGCGCAGUUUGUGGGCACAGCUCAGCCGAGAUGAACCCGAACUUUUAUCCAAUUUUGAGGACUUCCUGGCCAGAGUGACAUCACAGAUCAGAGAGGCCAACCAGGAGAAGAAUGAGAUGGAGAGCGCUCUACACAGGAAGGCAGCAACACACGAUGAUCAGAUCCAGCACCUUUAUGAGGAAAUGGAACAGCAGAUCAAAACCGAAAAAGACAGGGUUGUGCUGCAGGACUAUGAGCGCUUCCUGUCUCGCAGUAAGGACCUGGAGCAGCAGUUGUCUGGUAAGGAGAGGGAGCUGGAGCAGCUCUUUCAGAAACAGAAACGGUUGGAGGCUGAGUGCCAGGAGCUUCAGAGUGACCAGCAUGUGACCAAGGUGGAGAACGUGAAGCUUAAGCACAAGAAUGACGAGUUGGCACUGGAGCUGGACCAAACCAGCCAGGAGCUGAUGGUCGCUCAGGAGCAGCUGAACCUGCUGCAAGAGCAGUCCACGCAGCUUCAUGAGGACAAGGAGAUUGAAAUAUACAGACUGACCGAGGGACUGCAGCGAGAGCGAGAGAGCCUCCUCAAACAACUGGACCUGUUGAGGGAAAUGAACAAACAUUUACGGGAUGAAAAAGACAUAUGCUUCCAGAAUACCUCAAAUUCAAAGAAAACCCCAGGUCUGAAGCAUGGACGAUCUUCCAUCAAGGAUAUGAAACACACAAAAUCAAGUGUCUUCAGAAGUGAGGAUGACGAGGAGCUCCCCAUCAGCUCUGUGAGGCACAACCUAACCAAUGGGUCGUGCCUGGCCUCGUGCACAGGAAACACAGGAGGCCACCUCCAAAGGAUCAUCUCCAUCGAGGAGGACCCCCUCCCAUACUUGCUCCAGAAUGACUGUCCGCCCCAAACCUCACUCCGGGAGUGUAGUGAAGAAGAGGGAGCCUCGGACACUGAGGAGCAUGUAGACUUGGUGAUGAACGAUAUUUACAGACAGCCAAAGGAAGAUGUGGAUGAAAGUCCCACUCCCUCGUCUCCGAGGGGUCAGCCCGUCGGCAAGGAGACCAGCAUAAAUGAGGAAGGCGGGCCCUCUCCGCCCGACCGCCUCUUCAAGAUUGUGCUGGUGGGGAACUCCAGCGUAGGAAAGACCUCCCUCCUCCGGCGAUUUUGCGACGACUGCUUCCACCCUGGCACUUCUGCCACUGUGGGUAUAGAUUACAGUGUAAAGACGUUGGCUGUGGACAACAGCCAGGUGGCACUGCAGUUGUGGGAUACAGCAGGACAGGAGAGGUAUCGGAGUAUCACCAAACAAUUCUUUCGCAAGGCCGACGGCGUGGUUGUAAUCUAUGACAUUACAGCCGUGCACAGCUUCACUGCUGUCAGACAGUGGCUGACGAGUGUGAAGGAGGGUGCAGGCGAGGACCUCCCCAUCAUGCUAUUGGGAAACAAAACGGACAAGGAGAUCCAGAGACAAGUUCAGAAAGAGUUGGGGGAAAAACUAGCCAAGGACUGCCAGAUGACGUUCUACGAGUGCAGCGCAUGCUCCGGUCAAAAUGUGAUGGAGUCCAUGAUUCAUUUAGCCAGAAUUCUAAAAGAGCAAGAGGACAUUGAGAAGGAGAAGACGGUUCAGCUGGUCGGCGGCCCUUCAGAUAAGAAGAGAUCCUGCUGCUGACAGCGAAACAGCUGACACACACACACACACACACACACAUUAGCACUACCCUUUACUGAGACCACAUGAAGACACGUCAGCACAACUGUGUCUCACAGUCUCCCCAUUAAAACCACAGCUAUAAAUGUACGUUCUGUGCGUCACAGAUAUUAAUGCAUUCUUCAAAACGGUUCACUCUAUGUUUACUCAAGUUGUUCACAGUUUGAAAAAAAUGUUAUUAACUGCAUCUAUAAAACAGCUGAACAAAUGUUAGACGAACUGAGCCCAUUUUGAGUCAAACUAAGAUCUUUCCUUAUUUUUUAAAUGUACAAUUUAAUAGUCUGACUGUCUCAAAUAUUUAUUCAUCCUCCUUAGGACCUUUAUCUGCACAUGUGGGCUUUUAACUCCACAUAUUUAAGUAUUCAGUCAGUGUUAUGUGUAUAUUUUAGCUGUUUUAGCUUCGUCACCUUUUGUACAAAUACAUGAAAUGGACAAAAAAAAAAACGUUAAAAUGUAAAGCUUUAUCAAACAACCUUGUCUUGCAACACUCCAUGGGUGUUCAAGACAGUGUCAGAGAGCUGUGGAUUUUACUUUAGAGAUGACGUCAUACCAUUACAGGAUAUGGGUGUCUUGAUUCUGUCACCUGGUGGACAAAGUACAAAACAACUACUACCGUGCAUCACAGUUCCAAAGCAAUCUGCAAAAAUCUUUGUUAUGUCCAAUGAUUUUACAAAAUGUUGGUGUAUUUAAAUGAAUAAACACUGAAAAUAAUUAUAUUCAAAUGUAGCAUUUGUUGCAGAACUGUCAUAUUAGUAUUUACAGCAUUUUGUCCUAUUUGCCCACUUUAAGUUUGCCUUGAUGGGUCGUUCUAUUGUUGCUGGAGGUUGUUGUUUUGGUUGGGGGAGUCGGCUCAGUCUUUUGUCUAGAAAAGAUUUUCCUAAACUUUUUCCAAAUAGACCAAAGGAUGUUAAAUCACCUUCUGCCUCUGUGCCAAGUAUUUUAUGUAGAUGGUGUCACUAUAACUUGCUAGUUAUCUAAUAUGUGUCACAGCAAGCUUCAUAAUAGAAAUGUUUUUGUAAAAAAAGAUAUUGCACUAUAGUCAGUAAUAAUGCUCAACUACUGCCAGUGUCUUGCACAAAAUUUCAAUGUAAAUACAAAAAAAGGAUAAAAAUAAAUCAUUGUUGAAAUGAAAAUGAGUUAUACAGCAUCACCCAGAGUUUGGACAUUGCUAUUUUUAUUCAAUUUUUUAAGUUGACAAAAAUGUGAAACAACAUAUUCCAUAUUUUGUAGAAUCAACAUGCCAAUUUAUUAGAAUUAGUAUGACUUAUGUAAUAUAUCGUUUGGGGCUUAAUUUGAGCAGCCGGGCGUUAUAAAUAAGACUUUUCAUGUAUUGUUAAUUGUAAGCAUUAAUGACUCAAUAAAGUGUAUUACCAUCCAGAGUCUUAUACAAUACGCAGGAUGAAAGAAACUGCUGUGAGAAGAUUGCAUCCUCUACUAUUUAUUGAUUUAUACUACUAGCAUUAGUCGCAUGCCUAUUUGUUCAAGUGCUCGUGCUGUACAUUUUAGUAACAGCUCUGGCAAGGGAAGUAUGGUUUUGUAACUGUUUUCUAUGGAGUACGUUUUAGACUGAGGUACUUUGACAGUCUCCAAACACUAGUACCACACCGUGUGACAGAACUAAAGAAACGUAUAUAUUACAAGACAACAUCUUCUCAGUCAGAGUUAUGAGGUUCAACUCCUUGACAUGGAUCAAAACAGCAAUCUCUAAUAUCGAAACUAAAGAAUAACUAAGAUAUCGGCACUUUAUCAAGGCAUUUAAGAUUGGGGAAGGUAUGUUAUUGACACAACAACAGACACAGGAAACAUCUGGAUUCCAAGCUGUGCGACAGAGUGACGCCUCCCAUCACACUCACAGAAAGCUACUGGUACGACAACUAGGCAAACACAUGCUACCUUUCACGUUACACAUAUUCCCAGGUUUGUCCUUGUGUUUUCAUUCCCUACUAUGAUGCAAUAAUCACAGCCUCAAAUGCAUUGUGCACCUUAAUGUGGACAACCCCAGUAACUGAUUACAUGACCUGUGCUGUCAUUUAAAAUAUGUCAACUAUCCUUCCAAAAGGUUCCAGGUGAAGGUGGAAAGCAACACAACACAAAGGUACAGCACUCCAUCUCACAUGUACGCACAUCAAUAAUCAAUAACAGUCAUCAUGGCGAGAAGAUAUUCCUGUUGUUGGUGUUACAUUCAGAUUUGUUUAACAGUCAGCACGAGUAACUUCCCACUUUCUCAAAACACUGAAUUGACAGUAGGGGCAUCGUCAGCGGGGGGGCCGAGUGUGCUCCGGUCUUCUCUUGUUGUCCACGGGCCUCUCACGUCGCACACUGUGUCUGUCUCUGCACGCGGGAGCGUCUCCGUCCAACCUUUCGGUGGUCGGCGGUCGCACGUGAGCGAGG
Pungitius pungitius (ninespine stickleback) is the source of this 5266-nucleotide messenger RNA. It is a transcript of the gene cracr2aa, whose product is annotated as calcium release activated channel regulator 2Aa. The coding region runs from base 668 to 2836 and encodes 722 amino acids. Lineage: Eukaryota; Metazoa; Chordata; Actinopteri; Perciformes; Gasterosteidae. Gene Ontology annotation, biological process: vesicle-mediated transport. The record is from RefSeq and is a predicted model, not a curated record. Gene Ontology annotation, molecular function: calcium ion binding; GTP binding; GTPase activity. The transcript has 18 exons.